AUGACCAAGCGCAUCAUCCCCGUCAACGACUGGGCUCCUGCUCAUGAGGCCAUGAUGGAACCCCCCGCCGAAUCGUCUGCCAUGGGCGCUGCUGCUGCUUCUGAAUCUCAAGCAUCGGCCCCCGGCGUCUUCCGCCCAGAGACCGGCUCUGGGGCGACCACGUACGGCCACAGACACCGUAGCAUGAGUCUGUCGCUUCCUUGGCGACGCCCCAAGUCGUUUGUUUGGGGACAUGAUAGCUCGCAUCAUCUAUCGCGUCACUUUAACGAUCUUGCCAUCGACGAUACGGAAGAGGAGGUGCACGAGUCAGGCCACGGCGCCUCCCAUGGCCACGGUCAUGAACACCACCAUCACUUCCAUACUCCUGGUGCGAUCAAGGGAAUCAUCCGUCGAGCGUCUGUCUCGUUCAACCGCAUGGUUCAUCGUCGACCCUCUGGCGUGGCUGAAGAUGUCCCUGAACACCACUCUGCAAGACCCAUCACAUCUCAUGGACACUCGACCUGGAGCAGACUUCGACAGGCCACUAUCAGACACUCACGAUCCAUCUAUGGACUGGAUCUAAACCAUGAACACGGAUUCCACCAUCAACAGGAGCAUCCCUCUAACCUUCCUAUUCCUGGUUUCCGUGGAGAGCCACCAAUCAUCCCCGAUAACUCGGGAGCUGCUGCAAAGGCUUCAGCUGCUAUGCAGAAUGAGUACUAUGCUCGCCAGAGCCUCUACAGCAUGUGGCUCAACCCUAGCACCAACGAUGAGAGCAACGACCGAGAGAGUGGCAUUGGAAUCACCGUGACUCUGCCUGGCACCGAGGAAGCUGAUGCCGAGUCUGUCAUUAGCAAGAUCGACUUUGUCACCAAGCUUCCUACUGAGCUUGCCAUCCAUAUUCUCGCCUGCCUGGACGCUGCAGCUCUCACCAAGGCCAGCGAGGUCUGCCGCAGCUGGAAGAACAUCAUCAGCAACCAGCACAUCUGGCGUGAGUCCUGUCUCCGUGAGACGACGACCACGUAUGCCACCAGCACUCCCGUCACACCCGGAACUGGCCUCGGUGUCCCGGCAAUUGCACCCACUAAUGAUUGGCGAGAGAUUUAUCGUGUCAAGCAGCAAUUGACUCACAGAUGGAAGGGCGGCAAGGCCAGCCCCGUUUAUCUAAAUGGUCACAAAGAUAGCAUCUAUUGCCUUCAGUUCGAUGAGCACAAAAUCAUUACCGGUUCGCGAGACAAGACGAUCCGUGUCUGGGACAUGCACACUCUGCAGUGCCGUCUCGCUAUUGGGCCUCCCGAGGUCAUCCAUGAGCCUGAUAUGCUCCUGGAUGAGGAAGGCAAUCCUACUCACUUUGCGACCGGCUCAGACAACGAGAGAACGGCACCCUCGAUGCCCACUCUUGCCUCAUUCCCUACCCACCACAAGGCAUCCAUUCUGUGCCUGCAGUACGAUGAUGAGAUCCUGGUGACUGGAUCCUCCGAUUCGACCUGCAUCGUCUACAACGUCAAGGCGGGAUAUCGACCUAUCCGCCAGCUUCGCCGUCACACCGCCGCCGUUCUGGACCUGGCCUUUGACGACAAGCACAUUGUCACCUGCAGCAAGGACUUUAGCAUCUGUGUGUGGGAGCGCGAGACUGGCAACCUUCUGAAACAGCUCCGUGGACACAGUGGGCCUGUCAAUGCAGUGCAGAUGCGGGCAAACACCAUCGUGUCUUGCUCGGGUGACUUCCGCGUCAAGCUGUGGAACAUUGAGACGGGCAAGAAUAUUCGCGAAUUCACGGGUCACACCAAGGGUCUUGCCUGCUCGCAAUUCUCCGAGGACGGUCGGUACAUCGCCUCCGCGGGUAACGACAAGGUGAUUCGCAUCUGGGACGCCAACACGGGCGAGUGCCUGCGGGAGAUGCGCGCUCACGAGAACCUCGUUCGCAGUCUGCACAUUGACAGCGUGAGCGGACGGCUCAUUAGCGGAAGCUACGAUACGGACAUCAAGGUCUGGGACAUGGAGACGGGCCACCAGUUGCUGGACUUUCCUGGAUGGCACGCUAGUUGGGUGCUCAGUGCCAAGAGCGACUACCGCCGUAUCGUGAGCACCGGACAGGAUCCCAAGAUCUUGAUCAUGGACUUUGGCGCCGACGUUGACGGCAUCGAGAUGCUGGAGUGCGGUCAGCCAGUGGAGACUGAUGGAGGCUUCAUCUGA
Messenger RNA from Fusarium keratoplasticum, 2175 nucleotides. RefSeq names its product F-box domain-containing protein. The transcript is spliced from 2 exons. Lineage: Eukaryota; Fungi; Ascomycota; Sordariomycetes; Hypocreales; Nectriaceae. Gene Ontology annotation, molecular function: protein binding. The record is from RefSeq and is a predicted model, not a curated record. Bases 1 to 2175 code for a protein of 724 amino acids.